This is a messenger RNA of Erigeron canadensis, 1298 nucleotides long. RefSeq names its product gibberellin 2-beta-dioxygenase 8-like. NCBI's taxonomy places the organism in Eukaryota, Viridiplantae, Streptophyta, Magnoliopsida, Asterales, Asteraceae. The transcript is spliced from 3 exons. Bases 96 to 1157 code for a protein of 353 amino acids. Gene Ontology annotation, molecular function: dioxygenase activity. The record is from RefSeq and is a predicted model, not a curated record.
AUUCAUUUCUCAUACAACCAAAUUAAUGCCAAAUUUUCAUUUCAUUCAUUAUUGUAUCAACAUAUCCCUCACAUAAAAACUUAAAACCAUAUGCAAUGCAAACGACAUCCCAUUCCUUACCAAUCCUAGAAUCAUACCCUCCAUGUUUUCGUCCAAACACGCAACAAUCCUUACAGAAUGUCUACAAUGACGAUCACACGAAAAACAAAAUUGAAAACGAACAAGACCAACUUCCGGUUAUAGAUCUUGAACAAAUCAAUUAUGACAAACUCGAAGAAGCAUGUAAAGAGUGGGGGAUAUUCCGGUUAGUUAACCAUGGGAUACCGUUGACUUUGUUGACACGACUACAUGAACACAUUGUUAGGAUGUUUGGACUUGGGUUUGAAUCCAAAAAAGACUUGUUUGGAUCAAUUCCAACUUCUAUCAUGUCAUAUUUUUAUGGUACUCCUGCCCUUACUCCAUCUGGGGAUGCCUUAUAUAAAAAGGAUCAGGGAACAUUGAUUUAUAAUUGGGUUGAAGGUUUGAAUGUACCCUUAAGCAUGGACCAACCUUCACAUGUUGACUUUCAUGAACAGCCAUUAUUGAUCCAUGAUAUGAGGUUAUUGAUAGAAGAAUAUGGUGUCCAUCAAGCAAGGAUAGCAAAAUCAAUAUUUAGUGCAAUGUCACAAAACUUGAAUUUGUGUGACGAACAUAAAGGUUACAUGUCACCUUCAACCGGGCAGUUAAGGGUGUAUCGAUAUCCAAGGUGUCUUAUCGACAACCCAACUAAAGUAUGGGGGAUGGAAGUGCAUACUGAUAGUUCUGUGGUGACAAUAUUGAAUCAAUAUGAAGUUGAAGGGCUUCAAAUUCUUUCUAAAGAUAAUGCUUGGAUUGAUGCUAAACCUAUCCCCAACACUCUCAUAGUUCAUCUUGGUGAUAUGAUGCAGGCAAUAAGCGAUGACAGAUACAAGAGUGUGAAGCAUAGAGUGAAAGUGAAUAGUGAAAAUGAGCGGAUUUCGAUGGGUUACUUUGUGUUUCCGGAUCAUAAUUGUGUGAUUGGGAGCUCCGUCUACAAACCAUUUACCUAUUCGGACUUUAGGGCCCAAGUCCAACAAGAUAUCAAGACAUUGGGCUUCAAGGUUGGACUUUCAAGAUUUAAAGUCCACACAGAUUCAUGAAAAAGGAAAAAAUUUCUUAUAAUUGUAGUAUUAUUUUCAAAUUUUGUUCCCUUUUUAGGAAUUGUAUUGUUUCUUGUAUUUUGGGAACACUAGUCAGUAACAGAGCCAACAAAAUUAUUUUGAAGAGGUAAAUUUAAAACA